AUGGCUCCAAAAAAAUGGGGAGCAGGACUUUUAAGUGUUUUACCCAAAGUUUGGGAAUACAUUGAGAAGGUUGGUCGUGAUGUAGAAGAAAACAAGAAAUCUUGGGGCUACUUUAAAAUAGUUGGGAGUCAUAUCUUGAACUACGGGAUUAAUGAAUGGAACCAUUAUGCAGGUUGGGGUGGGUCCAGUGGUCAUGAUGCACCAAUGAUUGCUUACGAUGCUUUGAUGAUGGCAAAAGAUUCCUGGUUUCAAUUGUGUUCUUGUUCUAUGUUUCAUGGUGGAGAUAGUGACACAGGAAUAUUGGCUGCAGCAUGGUGGGGUGGUAUGUAUGGUAUGAAAGGUGUACCCCUUGGAAAUUAUAGGAACCUGGAAUAUGGUCAUAGGCUUAUGGAGCUGGGUAAAAAAUUACUGAAUGUAUCAAAGAAUAUGAACAACUAA
Molecule: messenger RNA, 438 nt
Organism: Xenia sp. Carnegie-2017
Lineage: Eukaryota; Metazoa; Cnidaria; Anthozoa; Malacalcyonacea; Xeniidae
Product: protein ADP-ribosylarginine hydrolase-like
Exons: 2
Coding region: 1-438 (145 amino acids)
Source: RefSeq, a predicted model, not a curated record